Staurois parvus is the source of this 283-nucleotide messenger RNA. Lineage: Eukaryota; Metazoa; Chordata; Amphibia; Anura; Ranidae. The record is from the annotation of a GenBank genome assembly.
CUGAUAGGUGGCACUGAUUGGCAUUGAUAGAUGGCACUGACUGGCACUGAUGGGUGACAUUGAAAGGCAGCUCAGAUGGGCACUGAUAUGUGGCAUUGAUGUGCACUGGUAUGCACUAAUAUGUGACAUUGAUGUGGCACUGAUGGCACUGACACGUGGCACUGAUUGCUGGCACUGAUGGACACUGACAGGUGGCACUUCUGGGCCACACUGAUCAUCAGUGCCCUGAUGAUCACUGUCAGCGUGACAGCUUGAGAGGAGAGAAAUGCCGAUAACCGGCAUU